Molecule: messenger RNA, 1318 nt
Organism: Pseudonaja textilis
Lineage: Eukaryota; Metazoa; Chordata; Lepidosauria; Squamata; Elapidae
Gene: PECR
Product: peroxisomal trans-2-enoyl-CoA reductase
Biological process (GO): phytol metabolic process
Cellular component (GO): peroxisome
Molecular function (GO): trans-2-enoyl-CoA reductase (NADPH) activity
Source: RefSeq, a predicted model, not a curated record
CCCGGGAAUGCUCCGGGCGGUAUGAAUGGCUUCUUAGCUAGGGAUCUGAGCGCGACUGAGAGCUGUCAAGAUGGCGGCAGCGGCGGCGUUUCGUAGCUCCGGUGGCGGCGGCGGCAGGGGGAUUCUGGCGGCUGGACUCUUUCGCAAUCACGUGGCCAUCGUGACGGGCGGAGGCACGGGCAUCGGCAAAGCUAUCGCUGCUGAUCUGCUGCAUCUCGGUAGUAAUGUAGUGAUUGCCUCUCGUAAGUUUGACAGAUUAAAAGCUGCAGCGAAAGAGUUAGCUGCUGAAAUUCCCUCCACCAGUUCUGCCCAGGUGACUCCUAUACAAUGCAACAUUCGCAAAGAAGAAGAGGUAGAGGCACUGGUGAAAGCAACAUUAGAUCUUCAUGGUAGGAUAGAUUUUUUUGUCAACAAUGGAGGAGGGCAAUUUCCUAGCCCAUCUGAAUUAAUAAGCGCAAAAGGCUGGCAUGCUGUUAUUGAAACCAACUUGACUGGAACUUUCUAUUGCUGUAAAGCAGUAUACAAUGCUUGGAUGCGGGAUCAUGGAGGUUCCAUUGUCAAUAUUGUGGCUAAUAUGUGGAAUGGGUUCCCUUUCAUGUCGCACAGUGGAGCAGCAAGAGCUGGUGUUGAUAAUCUGACCAAAAGUUUAGCCAUUGAGUGGGCAUGCAAAGGAGUGAGGAUUAACUCAGUUGCCCCAGGAUCUAUAUUUUCAGAAACUGCUGUUGCACAUUACGAAGAUGGUGAAAAUUUGUUUAAAGAGAAUAUUAAGACAAUUCCUGCAAAGAGAUUAGGACUUCCUGAAGAGGUAUCAGCUUUAGUGUGUUUUCUGCUUUCUCCAGCUGCCUCCUUUAUAACUGGAGAAACUGUGAAGAUUGAUGGCGGACAAAGCCUAUGCUGUUACUGGCACGUUCCAGAUCAUGACAGAUGGCCCCCGGCACCAGAUGGACAUAAUUCCAAAGCACUCAGAAACAUGCUUUCAGGAAAAACUAAAUCAAAACUGUAAUUCAAAGAAAUGGGAUUUGUUCCCAAUUCAUUUGAAAAAAGCUAUUUUUCAGUCAUUAAUUGCAAUUUUAAAAAUCUGUGCCUUAGAAGAAACUUCUUAAUGAAAUGUUAAUGAAUUUUUAGAACAUUCACUAGGUACAAUAAUAUGGAACCAUAUAAUAUUAAGUUCAUUGCCUGGUAAACAUUGAAACUGAAAAUCUUGUAACUAUUCUCUAAACUUUUGGAACCUAUUAGUGCAUUGCCUCUGUGAUCCAUGAAUAUUCUGUCAAGAAAGUGAAAUGGCUGUUUGUUAAAGCAUGGUAAAUGAAAUUCCUGU